Messenger RNA from Batrachochytrium dendrobatidis JAM81, 933 nucleotides. RefSeq lists its product as uncharacterized. NCBI's taxonomy places the organism in Eukaryota, Fungi, Chytridiomycota, Chytridiomycetes, Rhizophydiales. Gene Ontology annotation, biological process: protein phosphorylation; regulation of mitotic cell cycle. The transcript has 6 exons. Gene Ontology annotation, cellular component: nucleus. Gene Ontology annotation, molecular function: ATP binding; protein serine/threonine kinase activity. The annotation marks the transcript as partial. The record is from RefSeq and is a predicted model, not a curated record.
UCAGUAGAUACGUUUGAAAAAAUUGGUCGGGUAGGCCAAGGUACUUAUGGUAUUGUUUACAAGGCUCGAAAUCGAUCUACCAAAGCUAUUACUGCAUUGAAGCGAGUGAAAAUGGAUCAGGAGCAAGAAGGAGGCAUGCCGCUGAGCUCACUGAGAGAAAUAUCAUUACUGAAAUCCCUAAACCACAUCAAUGUGGUUAAAGUUCUCGAUGUAGCCGUUGGAGAAAGAUUGGAAGAUUUGUUUUUGGUCAUGGAGUAUUGUGAACAGGACAUGGCGAACAUCAUGGACUCGGUAACUCAACGGGGAAGAAAAACAGUAUACCAACCAGCCGAAGUCAAAUGUCUUAUUCUACAGCUACUUUGUGGGGUCGAGUAUCUUCAUCGAAAUUUUAUCAUCCAUAGAGAUCUCAAACCAUCUAAUCUUUUAUUGACUUCAGAGGGCACUCUUAAGAUUGCUGAUUUUGGACUUGCAAGAACAUUUAGUGAACCUAUUGAACCCAUGACACCACGAGUCGUUACACUCUGGUAUAGAUCGCCGGAACUUCUUCUAGGAACAAGCCACUAUACUCAAUCAGUAGAUAUGUGGUCGGUAGGGUGUAUUUUUGGAGAGUUUCUCAAGUCAGAACCUAUUCUUCCAGGUCACGUUGAACGAGAACAGCUGGAAAUGAUUUGUAAUCUCCUCGGAUCACCAACAAAGCAUAUCUGGCCUGAACUUCCAACCAUGCCUUUUUACAAAUCAUUCAAGUUUCCCGAGGUAAAGUAUGAUGGAGUACGCACUGCGUUUCGAGGUAUCCGAGAAGGUGCCUUGAGGUUGUUGAAAGAUCUACUGGUGUGGAGACCAAAGAGUCGGAUCUGUGCGAGUGAUGCGCUACAACACGAAUACUUUGAUGAAGUACCAAAAGCCUGUUUACCCCUGUUUCUUCCCACUUUCCCC